CGUGGAGAUUUGGCGAGGUCAGGGGUGGCUUUGGUGGACCCGGUCUACCUACUGUCCAUGGGGCUGUAGUACGGGAUAGGGCGGGUGUUAGAGGUAUCCGGUGCUAGAAGGCAAAACCGUGCCGUGUUCCGUGAAUAAUCAUAGGGGAGGAGCUGGUAGAGAUGUAAGCCGACAAAAUGACGGACAAAUAUACGGGAGUUGAAGAGCGAGACAUUUUCCUAAAUGUUUUUGGUUCUCCAGCUAAAAGCGAUACCAGUUCUCUGGAUAUUUAUGAUGGAUUGGAUGUGGCAUCUUUGUCUGAUGAACUCCCACAAUCCAGCACACCCCCCAGGAACUGCUUGGACCUAUAUGAGGAAAUCAUUACAGAAGAAGUUACUGCUAAAGAAGCCUCCCAUAGUGACCUGCAAUCUGCAUAUGAUAAGUGUCAGAAACAAAUGAAAGCCCUAAUUGAAAAACUCAAGGAAAUUCAAAUGAAGAACACAAGCUUACAGAAUGAAAAUAUUUGCUUGAAGAAGAAUAUUUCGGCCCUUAUCAAAACAGCAAGAGUAGAAAUUAAUCGAAAAGAUCAGGAAAUCAACAAUCUGGAGCGUCGCUUGUCUACACCAAGAAGUUUCCGCAAUUUUAAGUCUGUUCCUCCGCAUAAGACGCACUGCCAGGGGGACAUGCCCUAUAGAGAUGUGAGAUCAAUGAAUGUGGGUAAUAUGAGAACUGAAGUAAAAGUCCAAAGCACCUCGUCUGAGGCCACUGUUUCUGGCAAUUCUGAUAAAAAUGCUCCAGAAAAGGGAAAUAUUUCAGGUCUUGUGGAAAGUGGCACAUUAAUUACCUCAAAAUACCAAAAUGCUAUGCACAACAAAGACAGUUUGGACUCUUUACAGAAGGAGGUAACAAAAAGCCACUUAAAUGCAGGAGAAAAGAAACAAAGGAAAGAAAAAGACAGAGAUCUCAGAGGGAGGAAGGAAGAGCGACAGCAAAUUACAAAUUUAGAAAACGAAAAGAGAAACUUUGAUUUAAGAGGAAAGUUAAACCUGUCUGAUAAAAUUGCCCCAGAAAAGAGGAAUAUUUCAGGUCUUGUGGAAAUUGGCACAUUAAUUACCACAAAAUGCCAAAAUGUUAUGCACCACAAAGAGAGUCUGGACUCUUCUUUCCAGAAGGAGGUACCAGAAAGCCACCUAAAUGCAGGAGAAAAGAAACCAAGGAAAGAAAAAGACACAGAUAACAGGGAUAGAGAUCUCAGAGGGAGGAAGGAAGAGCGACAGCAAAUUACAAGCUUAGAAAAUGAAAAGAGAAACUUUGAUUUAAGAGGAAAGUUAAACCUGUUUGAUAAAAUUGCCCCAGAAAAGGGGAAUAUUUCAGGUCCUGUGGAAAGUGGCACAUUCAUUACCACAAAAUUCCAAAAUGUUAUGCACCACAAAGAGUGUCUGGACUCUUCUUUACAGAAGGAGGUGUCAGAAAGCCAAUUAAAUGCAGGAGAACAGAAACCAAGGAAAGAAAAAGACACAGAUAACAAGGACAGAGAUCUCAGAGGGAGGAAGGAAGAGCGACAGCAAAUUACAAAUUUAGAAAAUGAAAAGAGAAACUUUGAUUUAAGAGGAAAGUUAAACCUGUCUGAUAAAAUUGCCCCAGAAAAGGGGAAUAUUUCAGGUCUUGUGGAAACUGGCACAUUAAUUACCACAAAAUGCCAAAAUGUUAUGCACCACAAAGAGAGUCUGGACUCUUCUUUACAGAAGGAGGUACCAGAAAGCCACUUAAAUGCAGGAGAAAAGAAACCAAGGAAAGAAAAAGACACAGACAACAGGGAUAGAGAUCUCAGAGGGAGGAAGGAAGAGCGACAGCAAAUUACAAGCUUAGAAAAUGAAAAGAGAAACUUUGAUUUAAGAGGAAAGUUAAACCUGUCUGAUAAAAUUGCCCCAGAAAAGGGGAAUAUUUCAGGUCUUGUGGAAACUGGCACAUUAAUUACCACAAAAUGCCAAAAUGUUAUGCACCACAAAGAGAGUCUGGACUCUUUACAGAAGGAGGUACCAGAAAGCCACUUAAAUGCAGGAGAAAAGAAACCAAGGAAAGAAAAAGACAGAGAUCUCAGAGGGAGGAAGGAAGAGCGACAGCAAAUUACAAGCUUAGAAAAUGAAAAGAGAAACUUUGAUUUAAGAGGAAAGUUAAACCUGUCUGAUAAAAUUGCCCCAGAAAAGGGGAAUAUUUCAGGUCUUGUGGAAAUUGGCACAUUAAUUACCACAAAAUGCCAAAAUGUUAUGCACCACAAAGAGAGUCUGGACUCUUCUUUGCAGAAGGAGGUACCAGAAAGCCACUUAAAUGCAGGAGAAAAGAAACCAAGGAAAGAAAAAGACACAGACAACAGGGAUAGAGAUCUCAGAGGGAGGAAGGAAGAGCGACAGCAAAUUACAAGCUUAGAAAAUGAAAAGAGAAACUUUGAUUUAAGAGGAAAGUUAAACCUGUCUGAUAAAAUUGCCCCAGAAAAGGGGAAUAUUUCAGGUCUUGUGGAAACUGGCACAUUAAUUACCACAAAAUGCCAAAAUGUUAUGCACCACAAAGAGAGUCUGGACUCUUCUUUACAGAAGGAGGUACCAGAAAGCCACUUAAAUGCAGGAGAAAAGAAACCAAGGAAAGAAAAAGACACAGACAACAGGGAUAGAGAUCUCAGAGGGAGGAAGGAAGAGCGACAGCAAAUUACAAGCUUAGAAAAUGAAAAGAGAAACUUUGAUUUAAGAGGAAAGUUAAACCUGUCUGAUAAAAUUGCCCCAGAAAAGGGGAAUAUUUCAGGUCUUGUGGAAACUGGCACAUUAAUUACCACAAAAUGCCAAAAUGUUAUGCACCACAAAGAGAGUCUGGAUUCUUCUUUACAGAAGGAGGUACCAGAAAGCCACUUAAAUGCAGGAGAAAAGAAACCAAGGAAAGAAAAAGAUACAGAUAACUGGGAUCUCAGAGGGGGGAAGGAAGAGCGACGGCAAAUUACAAGUUUAGAAAACGAAAAAAGAAACUUUGAUUUAAGAGGAAAGUUAAACCUGUCUGAUAAAAUUGCCCCAGAAAAGGGGAAUAUUACAGGUCUUGUGGAAAUUAGCACAUUAAUUACCACAAAAUGCCAAAAUGUUAUGCACCACAAAGAGAGUUUGGACUCAUCUUUACAGAAGGAGGUAUCAGAAAGCCACUUAAAUGCAGGAGAAAAGAAACCAAGGAAAGAAAAAGACACGGAUAACAGGGACGGGGAUCUCAAAGGGAGGAAGGAAGAGCGACAGCAAGUUACAAGUUUAGAAAACGAAAUAAGAAACUUUGAUUUAGGAGGAAAGUUAAACCAGUCAUCUUCAAACCAUGGCAAAAAUGAAGGUGACCAAGAAAGUAAGGGCACAAAAUCUGACGGGAAUCAUGAAACGGGCAACAAAAUAUAUUUCAAUUCAAGUGGUUACGAGAAAUCAAGCAGUACAAGAGGGAAGACGCAGCUGAGAGAUCAACCUCACCCAAAAGAUAAGCUUAAGAAUAAACAUGAAAAAUCACCACAGAAAAGGGACUCUAAAGGAUAUGAGAGAUGCCGAGAAACAGAAUACAGAAGAAGUGCAACUGGAAAAGAAGACAACCAGCCACGCAGGUCAAAAAGAACUAUUCCAUUCCCAAAAGAAGAAACCUCUCACAAAUCUGUUAAAUGUGACCUUAAUGACAGCAGGAAUAGAAAUGAUUUGGGUAGAAAAGAAAAACGCACCUCUGACUACAACAAAGACUUGAGAUCCACAUAUAACAAAGAAUCGAGGUGUUUUAGUAAAAAUGAAAUGUCCACAUCUAAAAAUGGUAAGCAAACCAGAGAUGAUAAAAGUACAAAAUCUGAUAGAAGACACGAUGAAAAGAGAAGGUCCAGAGAUGAUCGAGAUGCAAGUAGACGGGAAAGAAAAGGACCCACAGAAAAAGAAAGGUUGAUAUCCCAAUCUCCAAAUAAGAAAAGAAACAAAGUAGAUUCCUGUAGUGCAGAGCAAGAGUCUCCAAGUACGCUGAGCAAUGGUAAAACAAAUGCCGAAAAAAAGCCACCCUGUGAGCAAGACACCAAACUGUCUUUUAUGGAGACACUGAAUCUUACUCUUUCUCCAGCUAAAAAGAAAUCGCAGUGUGAAGUGGAACAUGGCAGUAAAAACGUGUCUGAAUCUAAUGUGGAAUGUACCAUUGUUGCGGCAGAGGAUGUUGUGUCUUCUGAAGUGUUUGAUUGUUUAGAAAAUGCUGGGGAGAAAAAAACUCUAUCAAACUUAAGAGCCACUAAAGAGAUUGACUCAACUACUAUAACAGAGACACAAGAGUUGCAAGUUGGUGGUGUUCACAUAGAAGAGCCUCUAUCUCUGUGUGAAUCUAUAAGAACUGUAGACCCAAUUACAUGUCUUCAGGAGUUACCACCAGCAUUGAUACUCAAGCACAUUAAUGCAACACCCAUAAAAAAAGUACCACCUGAAGUAUUUUUGGCUGAUGACUUAAUUUCUUUGAGCUCUGAUGAGAUGGAGACACAUAGUUGUGUAGAUGGAUCAGAUAUAGGUGAACUUGAGUCAUUCAUUGAAAUUGACAAGUGUAGUGGUAGUGAAAGUCCUAAUGAAUCAAACCCAGACAAAGAUAUAGUGCAAACUGAAAUCUGUCAAGAUCAAGCAAUGCUUGCUGAGCAAAUACCCGAUCCUGCUGCUGGCACCACAAGUAAUUUGGAACCAAAUACAAAUGAAAACCUAAAAGAUGCAGAUACAAGCCACCAGUGUAUGUCCUUGUCAAAGGAACUAAACAAGGAGAACUGUCAACCAGCGAACAAGGCAGACACUGAUUCUGGGAAUGAUUGGCUUGUAAUUUCUUCAGAUGAGGUGGAAGAAGGGGAAAUUAUUAGUGAUAACGAAGAUGCUUUCAAAUCUGAAAAAACUCUAGAAAGCUCUGAAAAAAAUAAUUCUGCAGAGGAAGUGAACAUCAUUCAUAGUCAAGUAACUUGCACAAGAGAAAUGUCAUCUUUGACUGAUGCUAAUGGGGUGGUUUCAAAAACACCUCCUGCAUCCAAGGAGAAAGCGAAAAUAAGGACCAAAACCAAAUUAAUACCAUUACCAAACAGUACAUCAAGAAAGCAGAAGCCUUGCCUUGAAGGCAUUGUGCAAAUUGUUAAACCAUCAACUGUACUGGAUGUGCUUCUGAUGUCAAGGGUUAUCAGGAAGCACAUAAGAACAAAAUACAUGAAAUUUAAGAUGCAGGUUUCAGUCCGCCAGUUCCAUAGUGUAAUAGAACAUGGAACAUUAUAUUUUUUAGAGUUAAUGAAGACUAUUGAUUGGUCCACAUUGUGUUCAUCACCUGACCGUGUGAAGAAAUGUGCCUGUAAGUACAUUGAAUCCAAAAUGAAACGGGUAAAAAAGAAUGGGAUUGUGGACCGCAUAUUUGAACAGCGCUUAGAGGACAUGAAAAAGAAACUAUGGAAAUUCGUAGAUGAACAGCUUGAUUGUUUGUUUGAUAAACUUAAAGCAAUGCUUACAAGACUAUGUGACAAAGUCAAACAGCAGCGUGAUGAUAGUACAAACCUGUUGACGUCUGAAACCACUGCAAACCCCAAAGUAUUUUCUGUCCUUGUAAAUGAUCCCCACAAAACCAGCAAAAACAAGAAAAAAAAUCUGUCUCAGUUGUCUAAAAAAAUGCUUAGACAUGGAACGUGUUUGAGACAAGAGCAACAUGAAUUGCCAUAUGGAAGUAAAGGUUAUGCUACAAAACAUCCUAAUGUUAGUAACAAGCUGACCCAUCCAAAGAAAGGGGGGGCUGUUUCCCCUGUAAGUGACACCAGGCCUGCCAUUGCACUUGGCAAAAAUGUAAAUGCAAAUCAUGCUGCAAAACAUUCACACAUUAGUAACAAAUCUCUUUCACUAAAACCUGAUAGAUCCAUACAAAAUACUUCAGAGUUGUCCUUUAGUUUACUGAGUGAUGACCACAUGGGAGAAUUAUUUAAAAGCUUACUUCACCAUUCAGACCAUUUGGUCCCUAACAACAUUUUGGAUGAGGACAUAUUCAUUUGUAUAUCUCCUGAGAAAAACAACUCUUUGCAGAAAAGUGAAAAUGUGAAUUUGUCAACAGAACUGACAACUCCAACACAAUCUUUUGCUUCUUGGCCUCCUGUUUUCCCUUCACAAUCAAAGACAUUUUCUAGGUUUGAUCAUUUCCUUCACCCAGAUGUCCUUGAUGAAAGUUGCAUGCUGGAGAUUCCCAACAGUGCUUCAUCUGUCAAGAAUAUUCCAAGCUCAGAGGAAAGGACAAAAUCCUUUACUUCAAUCCUUUUAGAAGAUCUUGCAGUGUCUCUUACUGUACCGUCACCUUUGAAGUCUGAUUCUCACCUUAGCUUUCUUCGAGAAGCUAGCGCCCCUGAAACAGUUUUGGGAGAAAUUCUUGAUCCCCUUUGCAUAGAAGAUGCUCUUCUUGAGGAAGAUGCAACUGAACAAGACAUACAUUUAACACUGGAUUCUGAAAACUCAAGCAGCUGCUCAUUGCCAGAUACGAAUGAUACUCCCUCCACUUUUCAGUGCCAUCCUAGUGAGCCAAUGCAAGCAGUUGUCAUGGAGAAAUCAAAUGAUCACUUCAUUGUAAAGAUUAGACGAGCUGUGUCUAACUCUCCAAACGCAGAAUGCUCAUCAACUGAAGAUGCCAGUAUUGCUACCACACACCUGGCACAACCUGAGGUUAAAACCCUUAGCAAUGUGUCAUGUAACAGUAAUGAAGGAGAGAGCGGUUCUGAUCUACUUGGUGAAGGUGUGGGUUGUCAAAGUGAAAUGUACAUGCGUGGCAAUGGUGGCAAUAAGACUUCUGAAGAGAUUUUAGGCCAGCCAUCCUUUAGUAAUGAAACAAGGAGUGUUAAUGCACUAGAAGCAGUAACCAAGUUACUCGAAGGUUUAAAUGCUUCUUGUACUACAACAGCAACAGACGUAAAUACGUCUUGCGAUACCGUGAAACACAGCACUGGAAGUGUAAAAGAAGUUGACGUGUGUUCUGGCAAUACCAAUGUAGAUCCAUUAGGAGAAGAGGCAUCCAAUCUAUGCAUUGCUGAGGACACGGGGCCGACUGUGGUCAAAAAGAGGAAAAAUGUAGCAAAGGAAGAGUCACUGCCAAAGAGACAGAAAGGUUCAUCACACCAAGAUUCUGAAACUGAACGUAGUAAAAGCAGGCGCAUUGAUAAAACUGAUGCAAACACAUCUUUGGAUGCAGAGAAGUGUAGUGGAAAGCACAAUAGAUCAUCUAGUGAUGAUCUAACAUGUAUGUCUUCCCCCAGUAAUCUGUCUGCCAAAAACAUUAUCAAAAAGAAAGGAGAGGUCAUUGUGUCUUGGACAAGGGAAGAAGACCGUACAAUUCUUCUUGAAUGUCAGAAGCUUGGACCAAAUGAGAAGACGUUUGAGUUCUUAUCUUUGAAGAUGAAUAAACUCCCGUUUCAGAUAGAAGAAAGGUUCCGGCAAUUACUCAAGUUGUUCAAGAAGUCCAAACAUGCCAAAAGCUGAGACUUUAGUAUCUUGAACAGUUUCUUCUAGAUUCAAGAAGAAUAUGCUGAAUACAGUAAAGUGUGGGACCUACACUGUAAACUUACUUAUGUCCAUAAUAACUUGUAAAUAUAUCUGGGUGCCAGUUUUGUUUGUUUUUGUCUUUUUACUGCCUCUCCAGUAUACUGCUUGUCCAUUUGCUGAUCCUCAAGUUGGAGAGGUAUAGCUUAUUCUCCCUUGGAUUCUUUCAUUUAAAUGAAGAAUAAAAUAAUUAUUAAAGUCCUCAGCAACAAGUUAAGUAAGAAUGUGCAAGUGCAGUGUAAUAUAUUUUGAAGUGUUAGCUGUGAAUUCCAGUUAUGUUUUUUUUCUCUAUUUUCUACCCUUGUGUCCAUUUUUUUGCGGCCAGUGAAAGAUUAAAAUGUGUAUCUGUAAUAAUCACCUUCUAAUAUCCGGUACCUUUUGUGUUACAUUGUGGCUAUUUGAGAACACAAAAAUACCAAGGCAGGGGUAUUGUACAGUGGUGCAGAAAUUCUAAUUGUCUAUUAGGGAGUGUAUGUUGUAAAAUAUUGUAUUUAUUUUGUAAAAUAAGUUAAAAGAUUUAUACUUUUGUAAAUGCUGUUUCUGUAUUUCAUGUAUGGGACAGCACAUUUCUCCACAUGCCAGUCCUUUCCCGCGUGUACCGAAAUCUGAUUUUAGAAUAAAAUUAGAAUUACUUGCUUUCAGUAAAACCU
This is a messenger RNA of Spea bombifrons (plains spadefoot toad), 8188 nucleotides long. It is a transcript of the gene CASP8AP2, whose product is annotated as caspase 8 associated protein 2. NCBI's taxonomy places the organism in Eukaryota, Metazoa, Chordata, Amphibia, Anura, Pelobatidae. The coding region runs from base 177 to 7478 and encodes 2433 amino acids. The transcript is spliced from 10 exons. Gene Ontology annotation, cellular component: mitochondrion; PML body. The record is from RefSeq and is a predicted model, not a curated record. Gene Ontology annotation, biological process: Fas signaling pathway; extrinsic apoptotic signaling pathway via death domain receptors. Gene Ontology annotation, molecular function: transcription corepressor activity.